Molecule: messenger RNA, 1894 nt
Organism: Danaus plexippus (monarch butterfly)
Lineage: Eukaryota; Metazoa; Arthropoda; Insecta; Lepidoptera; Nymphalidae
Gene: ergic53
Product: protein ERGIC-53
Exons: 12
Coding region: 46-1560 (504 amino acids)
Biological process (GO): endoplasmic reticulum organization; endoplasmic reticulum to Golgi vesicle-mediated transport; Golgi organization
Cellular component (GO): endoplasmic reticulum-Golgi intermediate compartment; COPII-coated ER to Golgi transport vesicle; Golgi membrane
Molecular function (GO): D-mannose binding
Source: RefSeq, a predicted model, not a curated record
UAGUAUGACUUUUUGAGUUGUUGAGAGACGUCGCCCGUUGCCGACAUGUCGUCGUAUAGUUUAAAUUUAUUAUUGUUGACGGUGUUUGGUAUAUUUGUGACUUCGAACACCCAGACGAUACAUAAACGAUUUGAAUACAAAUAUUCGUUCAAACCGCCUUAUUUAGCACAAAAAGAUGGUUCUGUGCCGUUUUGGGAGUACGGAGGCAAUGCGAUCGCGUCUGGUGAGAGCGUCCGGUUGGCGCCGUCUCUGAGGAGUCAGAAGGGCGCUAUAUGGUCCAAGCAUCCGAUCAACUUCGACUGGUGGGAGGUGGACAUCAUGUUCAAGGUCACCGGCAGGGGAAGGAUAGGAGCCGACGGGCUGGCCUUCUGGUACGUGACGAAGCGCGGGGAGUACACCGGCGAGGUGUUCGGCUCCUCGGACCGCUGGAACGGUCUGGGGAUCAUCUUCGACUCCUUCGAUAACGACAACAAACACAACAACCCCUACAUCAUGGCGGUCCUGAACGACGGCACUAAGAGCUUCGACCACAAGAGCGAUGGUUCCAGCCAGCUGUUAUCCGGCUGCUUGCGGGACUUCAGGAACAAGCCCUUCCCGACCCGCGCCCGGAUAGAAUACUACGCGAACACACUCACAGUCUACUUCCAUAACGGUCUAACCAACAACGAGGCGGACUAUGACUUGUGUUUCCGAGCUGAGAACGUCCAGUUGCCUCGUGGAGGGUUCCUGGGCGUCUCCGCGGCCACCGGCGGGCUGGCGGACGACCAUGACGUCAUACACCUGCUGACGUCAUCGCUGCACUCCACACAGCAAGGAGGACAGCAAAUAAACAGUGCAGAACAAGCCAAGCUGUCCCAGGAGUACCAGGAGUACCAGAAGAAGCUGGAGCAGCAGAAAGAGGAUUACAGGAAGGAACAUCCCGAUGAGGUCCGAGACAAGGACGGUGAGUUUGAUGACUGGUUUGAGUCUGAUGGACAACGGGAGCUCAGACAGAUCUUCGCCAGCGUUGGGCAUGUGCAGGACGGGGUCAGGGAACUCAGCAAGAAGAUGGACGAGGUUAUUGGCAAACAGACAAACUCGCUGUCCAUGUUGUCAGCCGUGUACAGUCAGACACAGACGAUGCAGGUCCAGCAGCCUGGACAAGCUGGCCAACCACCUGUACAGCAGAUGCCGAUGCUGCCCAUCACCAGACACGACUGGGACCAGCUGAUGGCCAACAACCAGCUCGUCAUCAACACCAUCGCCGAGCUCAAGGGUUUCAUAAUAGACGUGUCGCGUAAGACGGACAGCGUGGUGGGCGGCGUGGCGGGCGGCGCGGCGGGCGGCGCUCUAAACCAACAGGUGGUGAACGAACUGAGGGAGGGGAUCAAUCACGUUAAAAACAAUGUGGCGGGAGUCGCACAGAGGCUGUCGUCCGCUCCGCCGCAGCCCGCGUGUCCGUCUGUGUCGUGUGUGUCCACCACCAUGCUGCUGACGGUAGUGGCGUCUCAGCUGGCCGUCAUGUUCCUGUAUUCGUUGUACAAAGAAAGGAAAGAGGCGCAGGCUAAGAAAUUCUUCUGAUGAGUGUAUGUCCGUCUCCGCGCUGCCUUCACCUCACUUGGAGAUUAUUAGAUUUAUAUUGAACGUUGUAUUUUUAUAUUAUUAUUAUUUGGAGGAUGAUUAGUUUGAAAUUCUAUAUUUUGGUAUCGUCUCCCGUCUCCCGACCCCGUCCCCCGACCCCGGCCCCCGUCUGUCGGAUGUCACAAAACGCAAUUUAGUUAUAUACUAGUACCCGGGCAGGCCGGAGUCCCGGAGUCCCGGAGCAGCGCGGCGCCGGUCGCGGCCCUGAGUGGAUGUCUUGUACAUAAUUAAUAUUUAUAUUUUUUUCUCUUUUAGUAAAUAUUAUUUGUCAUAA